AUGGAUGUCGCCGCCGGCCCCGAGUCCCUGGAACGCUGCUUCGGCCGGGGCCCGCCGGACCGCGCCGAGAUGCUGGACGGCAUCAAAAUGGAAGAUCACCCGCUGCGCUCGGGCGCUGCCACCUUGGGCGUGUUGCUGGGGUCAGAGUGUCAGAACCAGGCGGUUUGCGAGGGCUGCCAGCGGCCGAUCUCAGACCGUUUUCUGAUGAGAGUGAACGAAUCUUCCUGGCACGAAGAGUGUUUGCAGUGUGCAGUGUGUCAACAAGCCCUCACCACCAGCUGCUACUUCCGGGAUCGAAAACUGUACUGCAAACAGGACUACCAACAGCUAUUUGCUGCUAAGUGCAGCGGCUGCAUGGAAAAGAUCGCCCCAACAGAAUUUGUGAUGAGAGCCUUGGAAUGUGUUUACCACUUAAGCUGCUUCAGUUGCUGUGUCUGUGAACGACAGCUGAGGAAAGGAGAUGAAUUUGUUCUGAAGGAAGGACAAUUGCUCUGCAAAAGUGACUAUGAAAAAGAAAAAGACUUGCUGAGCUCAGUGAGCCCCGAUGACUCAGACUCAGUUAAAAGUGAUGAUGAGGAUGGAGAUGUUAAACCAACCAAAGGACAAGCAAACCAAGGAAAAGGGAGUGAUGAUGGAAAAGACCCAAGGAGACCCAAACGACCAAGGACAAUACUUACAACACAGCAGAGAAGAGCAUUCAAAGCAUCCUUUGAAGUGUCUUCAAAGCCAUGUAGGAAGGUCAGAGAAACACUAGCAGCUGAAACAGGACUCAGUGUGCGAGUUGUUCAGGUCUGGUUUCAGAACCAAAGAGCAAAGAUGAAGAAACUAGCACGGAGGCAUCAGCAGCAGCAGGAGCAGCAAAAUUCUCAGCGACUAGGGCAAGGUAAAGGAGGUCUAGGUUGGACAUUAGGAAAAAAAGUAAUGUCCAACCGAAUGGAAGGGAUGAUGACAUCUUACACACCACUUGCACCACCACAGCAGCAGAUUGUAGCAAUGGAUCAAAGCAGUUAUGGCACGGACCCAUUCCAGCAAGGUCUUACCCCUCCACAGAUGCCAGGAGACCACAUGAACCCCUAUGGAAACGACUCCAUUUUUCAUGAUAUCGACAGUGAUACCUCUUUGACUAGCUUGAGCGACUGUUUCCUUGCCUCCUCAGAAGUUAACUCCAUGCAGGCUAGAGUAGGAAACCCCAUUGACAGGCUGUACUCUAUGCAGAGCUCAUAUUUCGCCUCAUGA
This is a messenger RNA of Emys orbicularis (European pond turtle), 1236 nucleotides long. RefSeq names its product LIM homeobox transcription factor 1 beta (gene LMX1B). Gene Ontology annotation, cellular component: nucleus. Gene Ontology annotation, molecular function: DNA-binding transcription factor activity, RNA polymerase II-specific; RNA polymerase II transcription regulatory region sequence-specific DNA binding. The record is from RefSeq and is a predicted model, not a curated record. Lineage: Eukaryota; Metazoa; Chordata; Testudines; Emydidae. Gene Ontology annotation, biological process: neuron differentiation; regulation of transcription by RNA polymerase II. Bases 1 to 1236 code for a protein of 411 amino acids. The transcript is spliced from 9 exons.